Chaetura pelagica (chimney swift) is the source of this 1668-nucleotide messenger RNA. It is a transcript of the gene FZD7, whose product is annotated as frizzled class receptor 7. Bases 1 to 1668 code for a protein of 555 amino acids. The record is from RefSeq and is a predicted model, not a curated record. Gene Ontology annotation, cellular component: plasma membrane. The transcript has 5 exons. NCBI's taxonomy places the organism in Eukaryota, Metazoa, Chordata, Aves, Apodiformes, Apodidae. Gene Ontology annotation, molecular function: Wnt-protein binding; Wnt receptor activity. Gene Ontology annotation, biological process: canonical Wnt signaling pathway; non-canonical Wnt signaling pathway.
AUGCAUGGUGUGGAAGAGAAAUCUGGAGGAAUACAGUUCUGGGAAGGGGAGUUUGAACCACGGAAAGACACUAGCCAAAUUCCUGAAAAACAUUCCAGGGUGGGUUACAAAGCAAGGAGUGACUCUGUAGAGACCUUUGUAGACAUAAACCUAGAUUUUGCUGCUGCUGCUUUUCUCCCUUUUCUCCCUCUGCUUUCUUUUUCCUUGGCGGCUCAGCAGUACCACGGCGAGAAGGGCAUCUCGGUGCCGGACCACGGCUUCUGCCAGCCCAUCUCCAUCCCACUCUGCACGGAUAUUGCCUACAACCAGACCAUCCUGCCCAACCUGCUGGGCCACACCAACCAGGAGGACGCAGGGCUGGAGGUGCACCAGUUCUACCCGCUGGUAAAGGUGCAGUGCUCAGCCGAGCUCAAGUUCUUCCUCUGCUCCAUGUAUGCCCCGGUGUGCACGGUACUGGAGCAGGCCAUCCCACCCUGCCGCUCUCUCUGCGAGCGGGCCCGCCAGGGCUGCGAGGCCCUCAUGAACAAGUUUGGCUUCCAGUGGACAGAGGGGCUCCGCCCCGGGAAAAUCUCCUGCCCCCGGCAGCUCAAGGUGCCCCCUUACUUGGGCUACCGGUUCCUGGGGGAGCGGGACUGCGGGGCCCCCUGUGAGCCAGCCCGGCCCAACGGGCUCAUGUACUUCAAGGAGGCAGAGGUGCGAUUUGCCCGACUCUGGGUGGGCGUGUGGUCUGUGCUCUGCUGCGCCUCCACCCUUUUCACCGUGCUCACCUACCUGGUGGACAUGCGCCGUUUCAGCUACCCAGAGCGACCCAUCAUCUUCCUCUCAGGCUGUUACUUCAUGGUGGCAGUGGCCUAUGCAGCAGGUUUCUUGCUGGAGGAGCGGGUGGUGUGUCUGGAGCGCUUCUCCGAGGAUGGCUACCGUACUGUGGCCCAAGGCACCAAGAAAGAAGGCUGUACCAUUCUCUUCAUGAUCCUCUACUUCUUCGGCAUGGCCAGCUCCAUCUGGUGGGUCAUCCUGUCCCUCACCUGGUUUCUGGCUGCUGGCAUGAAGUGGGGCCAUGAGGCCAUCGAGGCCAACUCCCAGUAUUUCCACCUGGCUGCCUGGGCUGUGCCCGCUGUCAAAACCAUCACCAUCUUGGCCAUGGGGCAGGUGGAUGGGGAUGUUCUGAGUGGGGUGUGUUAUGUAGGUAUCUACAGCGUGGACUCACUGAGGGGCUUUGUGCUGGCACCCUUGUUUGUGUACCUCUUCAUUGGCACUUCCUUCUUGCUUGCUGGCUUUGUGUCCUUGUUUCGCAUCCGCACCAUCAUGAAGCAUGAUGGCACCAAGACAGAAAAACUGGAGAAGCUGAUGGUGCGCAUUGGUGUCUUCAGUGUCCUUUACACGGUGCCUGCCACCAUUGUCCUGGCUUGUUACUUCUAUGAGCAGGCCUUCCGUGGCACCUGGGAGAAGACAUGGCUCCUCCAGACCUGCAAAACCUAUGCCGUGCCCUGUCCCAGCCACUUUGCCCCUAUGAGCCCAGACUUCACUGUCUUCAUGAUCAAGUAUCUCAUGACCAUGAUUGUUGGUAUCACAACUGGCUUCUGGAUCUGGUCUGGCAAAACCCUUCAGUCCUGGCGACGCUUCUACCACAGACUCAGCACGGGCAGCAAAGGUGAGACGGCAGUAUGA